This is a messenger RNA of Ailuropoda melanoleuca (giant panda), 1906 nucleotides long. RefSeq names its product calcium and integrin binding family member 2 (gene CIB2). NCBI's taxonomy places the organism in Eukaryota, Metazoa, Chordata, Mammalia, Carnivora, Ursidae. Bases 354 to 1199 code for a protein of 281 amino acids. The record is from RefSeq and is a predicted model, not a curated record. The transcript is spliced from 9 exons. Gene Ontology annotation, biological process: calcium ion homeostasis. Gene Ontology annotation, cellular component: stereocilium; cytoplasm; cell periphery. Gene Ontology annotation, molecular function: calcium ion binding; magnesium ion binding.
CGCCCGGCCGGAGGCGGGAGGAGGCCGGCCAGCACCUCGGCGGCGGGAAGGUGGCGGCCCCUGACGGGGUGGGCUCGCCGCACCUCGGGGCGGGGUCGCCCGGCCUCUCCCCGCCCGGUUCGCGGUCGCCCUCCCGCCUCCGGGGGCCGCGAGCUCGGGCUCCGGCGCCCGGGCGACGGCGCGGCGGCCGCCAUGGGUAACAAGCAGACCAUCUUCACGGAGGAGCAGCUGGACAACUACCAGGGCAUCCGUCUCUGACCUCUCCGCCAGCCCGUGAACGCACUCCCCAGCACCAUGCACACAGUGCCCUGGGCCAGGACUGCACCUUCUUCAAUAAGAAGGACAUCCUCAAGAUGUUUACGGGAAUUUGUGGCCGCAGAGCAGGCUCGCAUCACCUUGCUCUGUGUGUGCCCUGCAUGCGCUCUCAGCCAGGUGCCGAUGGGCCGGGAGGAGCCAAAUGGUUGGAAUCUGGAGGGCCUUGGGUUCGAGUCCCUGCCCCAUCACUCACUGGCUGGCUGCAUGCACGGUUCUACGAGCUGGCCCCCAACCUCGUCCCGAUGGACUACAGGAAGAGCCCCGUCGUCCACGUGCCCAUGAGCCUCAUCAUCCAGAUGCCGGAGCUCCGGGUACGAGAGGCCACUGCUGCCGGGCAGGAGAACCCCUUCAAGGAAAGGAUCGUGGAGGCUUUUUCUGAGGACGGCGAGGGGAACCUCACCUUCAACGACUUUGUGGACAUGUUCUCCGUGCUGUGCGAAUCGGCUCCCCGGGAGCUCAAGGCAAACUAUGCCUUCAAGAUCUACGCCGCUGUGCCGCUUUCAGGGGCCUGGUCUCACCCCGUUGUAUGUGUGCGUCAGAAGGACGGAAGCAGGGGGUCCACGCUGCACGAGCUGUGCCUCCAGUUCACGCCCAGAGCUUCCCUGCUGCACCUGUCACCCUCCAGUCUUGGACCCCUGACGUCGUGCGCAGGGCAUCGUGCAAGGGACUUCAACACGGACAACUUCAUCUGUAAGGAGGACCUGGAGCGCACGCUGGCACGGCUCACCAAGUCGGAGCUGGACGAGGAUGAGGUGGUGCUCGUGUGUGACAAGGUCAUCGAGGAGGCUGACCUGGACGGCGAUGGCAAGCUGGGCUUCGCGGACUUUGAGGACAUGAUUGCCAAGGCCCCCGACUUCCUCAGCACCUUCCACAUCCGGAUCUGAGGACAAUGCCGAGGGCGCAGGGGCCCCGAAGCCGGCGUCUGGCUCUGCUGUCUACACAAGUGUGACCUCCAAGCUGCCCAGAAAAGAGGCUGCGGCCUCUGGGGUUAGACCCACGACAUUUCCUCGGCCCUUUCAGCAAAAAAUCCUUAACCAGGGAGGGGGGUGUGGGGAGCAGGGCCCUUCCCAGGCCCCGCCACAGGCCCUCCGUCUGUGCCCCCGAGCCCCCAGAUCCCAGUCGUCUCCCCAUCAGAAAUGGCCCCACCGGGAGGGGAAGGCAGAGACCUCAUGGGGCAGGGGAUUCGGACGUGUCCCAAGUGCUGGGCAGGUGUCCCGGUCACCCAGGGCGAAGUGAAAAGGGAAAGAGGACAAGGUUUCACAAGCUAUGCAGUCAUUCUCCAAAACCCACAGCUGGGCUGCCCCCUGGCCCUGCCUGGUCCCCUCCUCCCCCGACCCCCCCAACGUGAAGCUGUGUGGACAGUGGGCCAAGGGCUCCGUCCCUAUCCCUGGCUCUGAGGCCUGGGCACCCCAGCCCCUGACCCCCUAAGAUGUGGAAUUCUCACUGGUGCGUGCUGUCCACACAUUUGUGAAUUCCCGGCAGUAAAGCACUUGAUGUCCCCGUGCUCUGUCUGCCAACAUUAAGGCACGCUCAGUGGUCCCUUUCUCCUGCUCCUUGAAAUCCCACCGCUGGUGGGUCACCUCUGGGUCAA